This is a messenger RNA of Anisakis simplex (herring worm), 768 nucleotides long. The record is from the annotation of a GenBank genome assembly. NCBI's taxonomy places the organism in Eukaryota, Metazoa, Nematoda, Chromadorea, Rhabditida, Anisakidae.
AUGAACGCGUUUAAGGCAAAGUUGUUGGAUGAUAUGGACGCAGAAUUUGGAGUUGAUACAAUGAUUGAAGACGAGAAGAAACGAAGGGCCGAAAAUAUUCAGAAGAAGAAACGUCAGCAAAAACAGAAAUCAGAUACGGCUGGCUUAGUGGUAGGACACUCGAAGGAGGAUUUCCUCGAAGGCAACGAAACUGUUCUGGUGCUAGAGGAUCGAGAUGUGCUGGCUGAGGGUGAUGAAGUUUUGGUGAAUCCGAAUAUUGUUGAUAAUACGAAAUACGCGAAGAAUGCUGAAUUGAGAAAGAAGAAGGGUUCAUAUCAACCGUACCCAGAGGAAUCGCUGGAUGAUUACGGAGUGCAAAAGGCGAAAACUGUACUGUCGAAAUAUGAUGAAGAGUUGGAAGGUGAGGAACGACAAAUGUUCCGAUUGGAUGAAAGUGGUGAGGUGGACCUGGAGAAGGAACGUCAGGAGAUGUUGAUACGAAAGAAUCUUAUGAUGGCAAAUAAACGAUUAGAAUCUAUCGAGAACCAGAAAUAUAGAGUUGCGAGUGAAUUCUAUACAGCGGAAGAGAUGAUAUCAUUCCGACGACCAAGCAAGAAGAAAGAUGGCAAGAAAUUGAGGAAACGAAAAGUGAGAGUGUUAAGAGCUGAUGAUCUGGUACCGGAAGAGACAACACAAGAGGAUGAAAAAGCGAGGGCAUUAAGACUGGCUGCUCAUAAAGUGGGAUCUUUGGCUCAUAAAGUUAAGCAAGAAACGGCAGCUGAGGUAGAC